UGCUGCAGCCUCACAGCGCCUCUGCCUCUGCCUCUGCCUCCCUCGGUACACCCAGAGCCUCCGCCUCCACAAGCCUCCUGCAGCAUGGGACCUCUCCGCCUGGCCUUGCCACUGCUGCUCGCCCUCCUCGGCCGGGCGGCGGCCCAGGACUGCAGCGGGCAGUGCCAGUGCGCUGCGCCCCCGCGCUGCCCGGCCGGCGUGAGCCUCGUGCCCGACGGCUGCGGCUGCUGCCGGGUGUGCGCCAAGCAGCUGGGCGAGCUGUGCACGGAGCGGGACCCCUGCGACCCGCACAAGGGGCUCUUCUGCGACUUCGGCUCGCCCGCCAACCGCAAGAUCGGCGUCUGCACCGCCCGGGAUGGAGCCCCCUGUGUAUUUGGUGGCAUGGUGUAUCGGAGCGGGGAGUCCUUCCAGAGCAGCUGCAAGUACCAGUGCACCUGCCUGGAUGGGGCAGUGGGCUGCGUGCCCCUGUGCAGCAUGGACGUACGCCUGCCCAGCCCCGACUGCCCCUACCCACGGCGGGUGAAGCUCCCUGGCAAGUGCUGCGAGGAGUGGGUGUGUGAUGAGCCAAAGGAGCAGACAGCCGUGGGACCAGCCCUAGCUGCUUACCGACUGGAGGAUACAUAUGGUCCUGACCCAACCAUGAUGCGUGCCAACUGCCUGGUCCAGACCACCGAAUGGAGCGCUUGCUCUAAGACCUGUGGAAUGGGCAUCUCCACCAGGGUCACCAAUGACAAUGCCUUCUGCAGACUGGAGAAGCAAAGCAGGCUCUGUAUGGUCCGACCCUGUGAAGUAGACCUGGAGGAGAACAUCAAGAAAGGCAAAAAGUGCAUUCGCACCCCCAAAAUCUCCAAGCCCAUCAAGUUCGAGCUCUCUGGCUGCACCAGCGUGAAGACCUACAGGGCUAAAUUUUGUGGUGUCUGCACUGAUGGGCGCUGCUGUACCCCCCACAGAACAGCCACUCUGCCUGUGGAGUUCAAGUGCCCUGACGGUGAGGUCAUGAAGAGGAGAAUGAUGUUCAUCAAGACCUGUGCAUGCCACUACAACUGCCCUGGAGACAAUGACAUCUUUGAGUCUCUGUACUACAGAAAGAUGUAUGGAGACAUGGCAUAAAGCCAGAAGGAGACAAGCUAGAGACUUUCAACUUGAACUGUUUUUUGCAUCUCUUUUUUUUUUUUGUAAACAUGAUUCAGUAGCACAAGGUAUUUAAAUCUUUUUUUUAAGUUCAACAAACUUGCUCCACGUGACUUUUAAGACAAAUUGUCUACUGACCCCAAACAUUUGGUUUGAAGAAGAGGGUAAAAUGGACCUUGGGACCACAGCAAAGCACAAGAUCCAGAAAAUGCUGUUCAUGAGGUGUUGUUUAGGGGUUGCUAGGGGCCAUUUGCAGGAAGAGCAGCUCUCAAGCAGUGUUCCCUUGGUGUGGUACUGUGUGUUCCACCUAGUAGUGCAAUGGAAAAGGAGACCCUUAGCAUGUUUGCUGACACUGGGAUAUUGGCAGUGACAGCUGGAAUGUAAAUCCUCACCCAGCAAGGUGCUAAGUAGAAGGUGUUCUGUUAGUCAGGACAGUAAAUGUAUCAGCUUUGACACUGAUUCAAAUGACUUGUUCAAGAAGAAUCAGAAUCAUGUCUAUUAGACUGGACAGCUUGUGACAGUUACUUUACCUGUAACAAGCUACUUUUUAUUAAUAUUGUAAAUACUGUAUAUAUAUUUGUACAGUUAUCUAAAUUAAUUUAAAGUUUUGUGCCUUUGUUAAUGCUUUGGUAUUUUAAUGAUAGCCUCCUCUUUUGGAACAAGAUAGGUAGGAUGUAAGGCUUGUCUGACAAUGCAUUCAAAGCAUGAAAUAGAUACCCUAGUGGAAAUUGUUCAGUUAAGGUGACAGUGAGACUACUUGCUACAGUUGAGGUGCUUCUGUCCUUGGUAGCAUUCAUGUGUAUGGGGAAAAAUAUGGUUACCUCAGCUUUAGUAUGCAAGUGACCUUAAGUAAAGUCAGUACAUUUGUUUUUGUAGCUGACCAAUCUUUCCACAUGGGAGAAUUUGUUUCUUUCUUUGACUAUUGCUGUUCUUUGAACAGUUUGUUUAUUUGUUGAGAAGUGUGACCAAAAGUUACAUGUUUGCACCUUUUUAGUUGGAAAUAAAGUAUUAUAUUUUUUAUAUAAA
Alligator mississippiensis (American alligator) is the source of this 2157-nucleotide messenger RNA. RefSeq names its product cellular communication network factor 2 (gene CCN2). Lineage: Eukaryota; Metazoa; Chordata; Crocodylia; Alligatoridae. Gene Ontology annotation, cellular component: extracellular region; extracellular matrix. The coding region runs from base 85 to 1110 and encodes 341 amino acids. Gene Ontology annotation, biological process: signal transduction; cell adhesion. The record is from RefSeq and is a predicted model, not a curated record. Gene Ontology annotation, molecular function: heparin binding; integrin binding. The transcript is spliced from 5 exons.